ACGACCAUCACGAGCCUAUUACGCGCCCGCCUGACCGAUGAUACUGCAUUGAGUUUUGACGUUGUCCCACCAGAACGCAGAUAUUGUCCUAUGACUUUAAUGCUGGUUUCCUCUAUCUUGCUUUUACGCUCGCUAUGGCAACCCCACGCUCGUGGAAUGACUAUGAGAAGAAUGAAUUGCUCGCUGAGAUUAUCAAGCAAAGAUCUCCGUAUCCUGCGGUGCUACUUAAUGUCGCCCUGAACGUCAAUCCACAGCCGACCUGGGACAAUCUACCACUUCCAUAUGGACGGUCCGUCAACUCAUGUCGCGCAGUCUUCGACGAGAUGAGACGCAAUGCACCGGUCAUGUCUGUGCCGAGUACUGUCUACGGCCCUCAGACUCCAGUGUCUGCGCCCCUCUCUGCGCCACCACUUGGUUUCAAACGUACCUAUCAGCCUGAACAAGCUUUCAUACCAGGCCGAGAGAUACGACCAAAGCCAAUUCCAGCAGCAAGCACUGCGGCCCCCUCAACAACGAGCGAGCCACCUCCAAAGCGAAAGCGAGGACGGCCUACGAAAGAAGAGUCACAGGCAAAGGCAGCGGCCAGAGCGGAGCGAGGCGAAGGUCCGAGUGUGUCAGUGUCUGCUCCUUCGGGCCCCACCGCACCGUCUCAAAGCGUGUCGCACGCAGAAUCAUCCACCGAUCUCGCGUCGCAAGCGGAUGCUGCUGGACCUGCAUUGCCUCCAGCGACGCGCAUACCAAUCUCGGCAGUCUUAACACCUACAGCCCGGAAGACUGGAAGUAGCUCAAGCUCGUCAUCUGGGACGCGAAGGCGAGGCAGGUCAAUGAGGUCCGAAUUGGGCGAAGCGUCCGGAUAUGCGCAACAGUACGAGUCAUCGUGGGGUAGAGUUUCAGUAAUUCCUGAGGGCACACCUGCAACAACAACCGCGAUGCGCCAUCGAGAGGAGGAAUCACCGGCAACUCAACAACGCCGUCCCUCGGACGAUCAGUAGUCACGGACACAGCACGGCUAAGACGCACGUCACUUAAUAUCACACGAGCGCAUUUCGAGACUUAUUCGGGAGGGAGCACUACAUUACUGCACGAAUUUACGACAUCACAUUGGAUUGGGAUAAUGAUUUGCCACAACACAUCCUGCACCUGCAUACGCAUGGA
Messenger RNA from Baudoinia panamericana UAMH 10762, 1155 nucleotides. RefSeq lists its product as uncharacterized. Bases 135 to 992 code for a protein of 285 amino acids. The record is from RefSeq and is a predicted model, not a curated record. NCBI's taxonomy places the organism in Eukaryota, Fungi, Ascomycota, Dothideomycetes, Mycosphaerellales, Teratosphaeriaceae. The transcript has 3 exons.